GGUUUUUUUAAACGAGACUAAAGGUUAUAACUUAAUCUGAAAUUCCAACAUGUUACCAAAUAAAAAGUCAACAUGCGCUAAAUACAUAAACCCUCGCACCUAAAAUGUUGCCAAACGUGACACAUCAAAGAAGGUUAGCCUAAUAGUGUACGCAGAAUACUACUCAUCCACCACCUCUCACUACUACCAUUUAUCCGCGAAUUUUGCUUUUUCUGCAAUAAAGAAAAAGAAAAAAGCGAACCUUUUCUAACUUUCUUUGACUCUAUGUUAUAAAACCUUUUAAAGGUAAUUGUCAGCCAAACUCCCCCAGGAGUUUCUAAUAUUUGUAUUCAGUGGUAUUAUAUUCCGGUUCAUUCAUAUUGGUAUUAUCUUUUUCUUUCUUUAUACUUUAAUUAGUAUUUCGUUCUUUAUAAGACUCUUUUGAAUUUCGUUUUGGCUUAACUUUUUAGCUUGCGCUUUCUUUUUUUCUCGCAAGUUUCUUUCUUUACUUAAUCUUUUGUCAUUCGUUUUGGUAUUCUCGACGCAUACUCUAUCUUUCUUUCUUUCUUUCUUUCUUUUCUAUUUAGUAGCUCUACUUUCUUCGGCUUGUUUUUCUUUCCUUUUUUUCUGUUAAAAAAUGUCGGAUGUGGAUAAUCGACUUUCGAGUAGUAUCAGCAAAAUUCAGAGUAGCCCUUUGUCCGUUGACACAAGGCUAGACAGCGAAGGAUUGGAUGGCUCUCGUAGAAGUGGUUAUCAUGGUCUCUCACCUCUAGAUGCCUUGGCUCGAAAACAUCGUGAUUUAACUCGUCAACUAAAUUUGCACAACUAUGCAAAUUCUCCAAUAUCUAAAUCAGAGGAUUGUCUUGUUUUGCCCAAAGACAAACCUACUCGAAUUCAUGUGCAUCGAACAGGUUCUCCUCUUACGCCUUCCGAAUCAAAUUCCUCCACAACGAUGCAUGGCCCUAGUGUAUAUGAUGAAGAUCAUUACUGUGUUGCUCAACAACUAAGCAGCGUUUUCGGCACCCCUGAUAUUGAUGAUGAUGACGAUUUUGAUUAUUCCGAAAAAUUGUAUGCAGAAUCCCGUCUUUCUUCAAAUUCUGAGGAGUAUAGUUCUGUCGCCAAUCAUUUUGACGAUGAUGAAUACUUUAAAUCGCUCGAACCGCCGAAUGCUCCCUAUCGUCACCAACUUGAUUUCCUAAAACCAAACGAUCUGACCUUGCCAUCUGUUCCUUCUCAAGAAGAGUUAAAUCCCACGUCUCCUUCUGGGAAUCGCCCUCCUGUUAUCCGCGCUUCCACUGCCCCGACUUCGUAUGGAACUACUUCUUCGGCUGUAAGAUCUUUAGAAGGUACCUUGACCGUUUCUCAUUCUAGUGAUGCGUUAAACGUCCAGCAGGCCAGUGCAGAGUUUUACAAUACUAAUAACAUGUCGAACUCUUCUAACGUGGGUGAUUUUUCUGCUAUAAUGAAAGACCAACACAAGGAUGCAACUACCCCUAACCAAUCUUCAUCAUCGCUUGAUUCCCCUUUAGGUGGCACAAGUCAUCCUGGAAAAGUACAUAAAACUAUACAUCUAACAAAGUCUGCCCCGAAGCACCAAACAGUCUCUAUUUUCAGAACACAGUCUCCGUUUCUGAAGAAAGCAGAUAAGGAAAGGGCCAACCUCAACAAGACAAUGGUUUCUAUUAAUAAAUCAGUUAAUAUUUAUCAAAUUUUUGCCGAAAGCAAUCAAUCCAAGGUUGAUUCGAGUAAUUCUUUCAGACUUCUUCCUCUUUCUAUCCGAUUACAAUUCCCAAUCCUUCGACAUUUGGAAUUCUCUUUGCAAGCUUUGACAACGAGUGCAAUCCAAUAUAUAGAUGAGAACCAUGUUGAUAUCCCUUAUACCGCGCUGAAAACCGACCUUAGCCCCUUUCAGAAUAAUUUAUUUGAUUAUGAAAACUUAACUAAAGAAGACCACCUGAAUCAGGCGAUUCGAUUUCACCUUUCUAACGAUUUUAACAGAGGCUUCCUACACUCCAGCUUCGCAGCUAGGCAUGAUGACCACACAGCCUCCUUUAUUUAUGGACUAUACCUUCGACAUGGCUUAGCUUGUUCUCCUAAAACACAUGUUUCUUUCCUUUUUCUUCUCAAGACAGCUACUUUCCUUCUGCGUGAUCUGUCUAUCUCUUUUCAGGAUGCAACCGUCUCUGCUAACAAAUCAAAUCCAUCAGAAACAGAAUCAAAGCAGUAUACCCGAGAUCGAUUAUUACUUGCCCUGGUAUUGUAUGAGCUGGCUGUAUGCUUUAUGCAUGGCUGGGGUAUCACUAGGGAUCGGCCAUUGGGUAUACAUCUCAUAAAACUAAGCGGAGCUUGGGGAGAUGUAGAUGCUCAAUUUGAGGCAGGAAUUCAGCUAUCUUUGGGAACAGUUGCCGACAAAGAUUCUCAAAUGGCUGCAAACUAUUUCCUAUCAGCUGAAUCACAAGGGUUAUCUCCUCCACAAAAAUGCAAAUGGAUUUAUAAAUCAAAGUACAACUUGCCACUUAAUUACAAUGUACCAGCUGCAAAAGAGGUGACUCUUGUUGCUAGCAUAUUGGAAAACAUUGAAGCGAAUGCAAUAAAACUGAAUGGAAAGAACAAGGCAAAAUUUCGAAACUUUAUAUCUGCAGUUCGUUAUCUUUAGGAAUUGUAUUUAUAGACUUUUAGGAGUUAAAACUUUAUGUUUAAUGUUUGGUUUUUUUUUCUUUAUGUUUUAUGUUCUUUGGUUUUCUAGGUUAAUAAUCAGUAUCACUGGAAAGAUUAAGAAUUGUACAAUACACAAAUAAGAAACUUCUAUUUAUAACGUAUGUAUAUUCAGAACUAUCAAAAUGCUCGUAUUAAUACAACCACACGAUAAUUCCGACUCUGUUUAAGAAGUACUGUAUAUUU
Molecule: messenger RNA, 2880 nt
Organism: Schizosaccharomyces cryophilus OY26
Lineage: Eukaryota; Fungi; Ascomycota; Schizosaccharomycetes; Schizosaccharomycetales; Schizosaccharomycetaceae
Product: SEL1 repeat protein Nif1
Exons: 1
Coding region: 617-2635 (672 amino acids)
Molecular function (GO): protein binding
Source: RefSeq, a predicted model, not a curated record